UCUCUCUCUCUGUCUCUUCUGACUCUCUCUCGCCUUGAAUCUGUCCUCUUGAGCUUUGCUUGUGUGGCGAUCGCUUGAGAGUUGGGAGGAAGGAAUCAAUGGCGGCACUUAGGACUGUUCUGGCAUCACUGGUCCUGGCUUGCUCAGCUCAAGCUUGCUGUGGCAACGUCCUCUUCUCUUCUCUCCAGAGGACCCUCAUCGUCUCGGCUUCCCCUCAGCCUGGCCAAGUGGUGAAAGCCGGCGAGGACAAGAUCACGGUGACGUGGCGGUUCAACCAGAGCUUCGCGGCGGGGACGGACUCGGCCUACAAGACCGCGAGCGUGAAGCUGUGCUACGCGCCCAUCAGCCAGGUGGACCGCUCGUGGCGCAAGACGGUGGACAACCUGGCCAAGGACAAGACCUGCCAGUACGCGAUCGCGGCCAAGGCCUACUCGCCGUCCAACCAGAGCGCCGAGUGGCUGGUCCAGAAGGACGUGCCGGAGGCCACCUACUUCGUCCGCGCCUACGCCCUCGACGCCGCGGGCGUCCAGGUCGGGUUCGGCCAGACCACGGACAAGAACAAGACCACCGACCUGUUCGUGGUCCAGGCGAUCACGGGCCGCCACCCGUCGCUCGACAUCGCCUCCGUGUGCUUCAGCGCCUUCUCGGUGGUCUCGCUGAUCGGCUUCUUCAUCGUCGAGAAGAGGAAGGCCAAUAAGGCCGGUUCCGCUCCGAAUUAAACAGCAUCAUCAAGUUCAGAUGGGACUCCAAGUUUGCAUGGUCUAAAGUAUCUGGACCACUUCUCCUUUUUUCCUUUAAGUCAUUUGUUGUAUAACGCUCUCUUUAUACGUUGACGUUACCGUCGCAUCUACGCCGUCCAUGGGGAGCGGGCUCGAUUUGGACGAUUAAGGUUUUGGACGGUCGAAGAUGUAGCUGGAGCAUCAUCUAAUAAUGGGCACUUGUGUGUGUGAACGGAACGAGGCUUUACAUGGGGGCGUGAUGGACUGGGGAGUUCAUGAUCAUAAGUGAAGGGAUGUUCAUUGCAUGUAGUUUUGAAAAAUCGGAAGUUUAUGAUCUUUCUUUGCUUAAUAUCAUGAUAAAGAAAUUCAGGAUUUGUAAGGAUGUGUUUAUUUGAGUACAAGAUUAUUUCGCGAA
Molecule: messenger RNA, 1134 nt
Organism: Syzygium oleosum
Lineage: Eukaryota; Viridiplantae; Streptophyta; Magnoliopsida; Myrtales; Myrtaceae
Product: high-affinity nitrate transporter 3.2
Exons: 2
Coding region: 99-719 (206 amino acids)
Biological process (GO): nitrate transmembrane transport; response to nitrate
Cellular component (GO): plasma membrane
Molecular function (GO): nitrate transmembrane transporter activity
Source: RefSeq, a predicted model, not a curated record